AUGGCACUAGAGUUGCUAAGACCUUUUGUUGAAACAAAAUCUUGGGAUUACUGCAUUGUUUGGCAGUUUGGCGAUGAUCCUUCUAGGUACAUCAAGUGGGUUGGUUGUUGUUGCAUUGGCAGUAAAGGUGUUUGUAAAAAUGUGAAACAGGAAAUUGAUCAUCACCAUUCUUCUCAACUAUGUAGAGAUACUUACACUAAGCACUCUUUGUAUACUAAUGCUUGUCAGAAACUAGCCAUGCUUCCUUUCCAUUUGCCACUGUAUUCUGGGAUUCAUGGAGAAGUUGCAAUGUCUACUCAACCAUCUUGGAAUCAUGAUUCUGUUGGAACUCAAGUUUUGAUUCCUGUUGAUGGUGGUCUGAUUGAGCUUUACGGAUUGAAACAAGUGCCGAAAGAUGAAGAGAUGAUAGAGACAAUUAUGGCACAUUUCAAUAUAUUUCCUCAACAAAUAAUGGUUCACCUUAAAACUGAAGGAAUAGUAAAUGCUUCAAACUCAUCACUUGUUUCAGUGGGUUCAACUCAAGUUUCUCCAACUCAAUCCAUUGAUAAGCCGAAACCUCGGAAGAAAAAGGGCCAAGAAGAACUCCAAUCUAAGCAUGUUUCGGCUGAACAGAGCAGAAGAAACCGAAUCAAAGAUGGUCUCUUUACUUUACGUGCUUUAGUUCCUAAGAUUACAAAGCUGGAUAGAGUUUCCAUACUUGGAGAUGCAGCCGAGUAUAUAAAGGAGUUGCAAAUUAAUGUUCAAUUACUUGAAGACGAGGUUAAGAGGUUGGAUGAUGCUGCUGCUGCUGCUGAUGAUGAUUCCAAGUCCCAUUUGGACGAAGUAGAGGUCUGCAAACCGAAAAUAUCAUCAUAUCAACAACACUCAACUUUGAAAGGGCAUAGCCGUCGUUCAACAUCAUCAUGCAGAAAACCCGAGGUUGAAGUAGAAGUACACCAAAUUGGGCCUAAACAUUUCUUGGUGAAACUAACUUGUGGCCAAAAGCGAGGGGCUUUUCAGAGGCUUAUGGAGAUCCUUAAUUCCUUGGGCCUUCAAGUACUUGAUGUCAAUGUGACUACUUGUUAUGGUCGUGUUCUGAACGUUCUUAAAGUUGAGGCAAAAGAGAAAGGCGUUGCAGCCAUGAGUUUGAGAGAGGUGUUGCUACAUAGUUGGAUGUCCAGUAUACUUCUGGAGAACCCAACAAGGAGCGGUUGAUGCGUAAAUUUAUCAACUUGGAGAUAUGAGUAGUUUAAGUAUCUUUAAUUUAACACAUAUGUUGAACGGAGAAACCAGUAUUGUUGGCCUGCACGAUGUCAAUGGUCGUUUAAUAGCAUAAAGGUAAUACUCGUAGUAUCUAUCUAUCAGUUGUUAUCCAGACAUGUUUAUUUUUAAGAAUACGAUUCAGUAGUUUUAGCACAAAGUGUUGCAAGUGAAUUUUGUCAUGAUCUGUUGAUGACUUGAUGCUUAUUUGAUGCGAUU
Erigeron canadensis is the source of this 1458-nucleotide messenger RNA. RefSeq names its product transcription factor bHLH90-like. Gene Ontology annotation, molecular function: DNA-binding transcription factor activity; protein dimerization activity; sequence-specific DNA binding. Gene Ontology annotation, cellular component: nucleus. The transcript is spliced from 8 exons. Lineage: Eukaryota; Viridiplantae; Streptophyta; Magnoliopsida; Asterales; Asteraceae. The record is from RefSeq and is a predicted model, not a curated record. The coding region runs from base 1 to 1194 and encodes 397 amino acids. Gene Ontology annotation, biological process: regulation of DNA-templated transcription.